Molecule: messenger RNA, 4930 nt
Organism: Frankliniella occidentalis (western flower thrips)
Lineage: Eukaryota; Metazoa; Arthropoda; Insecta; Thysanoptera; Thripidae
Product: zinc finger protein 423-like
Exons: 6
Source: RefSeq, a predicted model, not a curated record
CGAUCACCUCAAGAUCCACAUGAAGACCCACGACAACCAGAAGCCCUUCCAAUGCACCGUGUGCAACCGCGGCUACAACACGGCCGCCGCGCUCACCUCGCACAUGCAGAACCACAAGAAGGCGGGCGACUCGGCGUCCAACGGCGGCGCGUCCAACGGCCGCUCCUCGUCCAGGGCCUCGUCCGAGAACACCCCGUCGCCGGGCACCUUCCGCUGCCUGCAGUGCGGCGACUGCUUCCGGAAGGCGGAGGACCUGCAGUCGCACAUGGCCGGCCAGCACCACGUCGACAUGGGGUCGCCGCCGUCGCGCUCCGCCAGCAGGGGGCUGCUCCUGGACUCGCCCCUGUCCCGGUCGCCCUUCCCGCUGCCCACGCUGUCCUGCAUGUACUGCACCAAGGACAGCUUCGGCAGCAUGGAGGCGCUGCAGCUGCACGUGCAGGCCAUGCACGGCGCACUCCUCAACGGCGAGCUGCGCGACCUGGCGGCGCACGCGGCCCGCUCCAGGCCCUCGGUGGAUGACCCGCUCCGCGGGUCCCCGACGACGCCGUCGCCUUCGGGGCCGACGACGCCCGGGAGCACGGGGAGCGGAGGUGGGGCCAUCCCUUGCGAGCUCUGCACCAUGAGGUUCAACUCCGUCUCCGGCCUGCACAAGCACCAGCGCUCCGUGCACGGCCUCGUCGGGCCCAAGUUCCUCGGCGACCCUUCUCCCAUCCUGUGCGUGCACUGCUCGCUGCCUUUCCCGUCGUCUGCGGCCUUCGCCGAGCACUACGUCCUGGUCCACGGCGGCGGCGCGAGUCCUGCGGCUCUGGCGGCCCUGGCCGCGCGGAGCCCCUCGCCGUCACCCGCGGGCCGCGACCGCGAACAGCAGGAGAAGCCGACCGACCUGAGCGUCAGCAGGAAGGCUUCCUCCCGGCGAGGUGCGGACGACAAGUCCCAUCUGGGGAUGCCGCCCUCAAAACGCUCCAAGUCUAACCAUGAUCACCCACCUCUUCUUCUGGACGGCCUCAUGGGCCGCGACUACGAGGCGGGGCCUCUGCUGUGCAACCAGUGCGGCGCCGCGCUGCCCGACUUCGAGGCGUUCCGCGUCCACCUCAAGGCCCACCUGGAGGAGUCCGGCGCUGGCCUGAGGUCGCUGCUGGGGGCAGACCUGCUGGGUCUGCUGCCCCCCGCGCCAGCCGGCGGCCCCCUGGGUCCCCUGGGAUCACUCGGGCCGCCCCCCGCGGCGGACGAGCCCCUGCCAGGGCGCAGCCACCGCCGCAGCCCCGCGAGCGCUUCCCCGGGUGCGGCCGGCCACGGCCUGAGCUGCCCGCACUGCGGCGUGCAGUUCCCGACGAGCACCUCCGAGGACCGCAUCGGCGUGGGUGCGCUGCUGGAGCGCCACGUGGCCGAGCACUUCCUGGCCACUGCCACAGAGUUCGGCUGCCCGACUUGCAGCAAGCUGUUCGCCAAGCCUGACGAGCUGCAGAAGCACCUGAUGGACAUCCACGCGCACCACCUCUACCGCUGCGCGCUCUGCCAAGAGCUGUUUGACUCGAAGGUGGCCAUCCAAGUGCACUUCGCCGUCAAGCACUCGUCCGCGUGCCCGCUGUUCCGGUGCACCGCCUGCCCCUCGUCGUCGGCCAGCUCCGUGUUCCGCUCGGACCGUGAGUUCGGCCUGCACGUUCGUACGGCGCACGCCACGCACCCGCUCCUGGCCGCCACGCACGCCAUGCUCCUCCAGUUCCAGCAGAAGCUGCAGCAGCGGGAGCAGAGGGACCUGCAGCGCGACCGCGAGCAGAGGGACCGCGAACAACGCGAGCGCGACCGCGAGCAGCGUGACCGCGAGCGGGAGCGUGACCGGGAUCGUGACCGGGACCGAGAGCGCGAGCGCGACCGCGAGGUGGGCAGGGAGGCUGAGACCCCCGGCCAGCAGCCGUUCCGCUGCCUCUUCUGCCGCGCAUCUUUCGGUUCCGAGCUGGAGCUGCAGUUCCACCUGCCCACCCACACGCGUCAGUACAGCUGCCCGCUGUGCCAGGAGACGUUCCAAGUCGAGUUCCUCCUGGACAAGCACAUGCAGACGCAGCACUCGGGCCAGAUCAACGGCCGCGACACGCCGCCCGGCGGCGAGGGCAAGGCCGCCAAGCCCAACGGCUGCACCAACGGCGACGCGCCCGACCCGCUGCUCAACAACAACCAAGCCGGUGCCUCGUGCGACAUCUGCGAGCGCGGCGACUUCGCCAGCGAGGCCGAGCUGGCCGCACACCGCAAGCUGGCGCACCACAAGAACGGCCAGGGCGCCACCACCAACAGCACCACGGCCAAGAACGGCGCCGUCAGCCUGCUGUGCGCCUACUGCAACGAGAGCUGCAAGUCGCGCACGGAGCUGGAGAACCACAUGAAGACGCACUCGCACCAGGGCACGGCGGGCCUGGGCGGCACGGGCAAGCACAAGUGCAACAUCUGCGACGAGCUGUGCCCCUCGGCCGCGGUGCUGGCCGAGCACAAGCUGACGCACUGCAAGGUGGUGCAGGGCUCGGCGUGCACUGUGUGCCGCGCGUCCGUCACCACCGAGGAGCAGUUCCGCUCGCACCUGCGCCAGCACGCGGUGCAGACCGGCGGCAACCCCCAGCCGCAAGUGGGCGGGGCCAGCGCACCUCUGUGCCUACCGGUGCAGUGCGUCAUCUGCAGGCAGACCCUGGUGUCCGACGUGGAGGUGCGGCUGCACGCGCGCUUCCACCUGCAGACGGGUGGCGCCGCCGGGCAGACCGCCGAGCAGCCCACUGGCUCGCCGGAUACCGCCGCCUCCGCGGCCACCUGCUGCAUCUGCCUGCAGAGCGGUGACGCCGCUUCCAUGGUGCCGACCAGCGCCGCCCCUCUAGCUGGCCAGUCUGUGUCGUAUGUGUGCGCCGACUGCUACCGGAGGCACUCCAAGUUGUCGUCGCGAUCACCGCCCACCACGCCCCAGGCCUCACGGACUUCAUCGCCGUCGCGCCAGAGCCAGGACGACGGCAAGCAGGAGUCGCGGGGGGCGACGUCCGUGACGCCUGAGAAGUCCGCGGCAAGCCAGGACGCCACGACGCCCCAGCGCUGCGGGGAGUGCGGAGUCAAAACCGAGUCCGCCGCGGCCCUGGAGGCACACAUGGCUGCCGCGCACAAGAACACGUACCAGUGCAUCAAGUGUCAGGCGAGCUUCGAGACGGAGAGAGACAUCCGCCUGCAUGUAUCGGCGCACCUGCUCGCCGAGGGCUCCGCGGCCAACGAGUGCAGGCUCUGCCGCCGCCAGCUGUCCACCCCGCUGCAGCUGCAGCUGCACCUCAUCGAGCACACCUUUGCGGGCUGCGCAUCGUUCACCUGCUACAUUUGCAGCGCCGUGUUCACCGCCGCUCGUGGUCUGCAGGCGCACAUGCUGGAGCACGGUCUCUCGGCCAGGCCGUACGACUGCUCGCACUGCGGGCUACGCUUCUUCUUCCGCGCCGAGCUGGACAACCACACGCUGGGGCACCACGCCCAGGCGCUGGCGCACGCCAGCAUGCAGGCCCGGCCCGGGGACGACGACGAGGCCGCGCAGGCCUCUUUCUACCAGCAUCUGUCCUCGCUCAGCAACAGCAACGGGCUGGACCUGCACUACUACACCGUGCCGCCUGGCGGAGAGGCCUCGGCUGCCAAGUCGCCGCGCAAGUCCCCGGGCCGCAGCAACGGCCGAGACCGGGACCGCGACGGGCGCGGCGCCGCGCCCGGCCCCAAGCAGAGGUGCCUCAUCUGCGGCAAGGACAUGCCCUCCGCGCGCGCGCUCGCGGCGCACCUGCGGUCGAGCCACGGUGUGCAGGACAACGGCCUCGGCCUGGCGCACGGGCUCGACAGCGACCUGCAGGUGUGCCUGCUGUGCAAGGAGGUGCUGCCCGACCGCGACGCGCUGCUCGUGCACCUCGCCGUGCAGCACCCGGGGCCGGGGCUGACGCCGGGCCUCGUGCCGCCCCUGCAGCUGGAGGCGCACAUGGCGCUGCUCAGCCAGGCGCACUCGUUGCAGCAGAUGCAGCAUGUGAAGCAGGAGCCGGCCCCCGCCGUCGUCAAGGAAGAGGCCCCCGACGAGGAGACGUCCGUCUCUUCCGUGCCGGCUGAGGAGCGCGCCACUUCGCCGGCAGCGGUGGCUCUGCCCUCGCCGACGGCCACGGUCGCGACCGACGAGGCGGCCGAGGACUCUGCCGCCAGCGCGCCAACCUCGGAUGGCGCCAAGGGCGAAGGCCCGGAAGAAGUUCAGGCAAUUGAUGGGAAGGUGGACGACGGAGAGAGAGCCAACGUGAACGAUGACAAACCCAAAGGCCGCCAAGGAGGGACUCCUGAGAAUGACGUGAGUGAUAACUGAGAAAAUGUCCCUCCACGAGCGUCACAGUACUCCUGUGCUUACGGUUCAAUUACAUGAAUUGUAAAUAAAAAGAAAGCUGUUUCAUCCCUCCAGCAAGAUUGUGUUGUGAGUCAUUGACUUUGUUGUAGGGUGAAUUUUAUAUUAUAUGCUGUGAAUUGAUUUCUUCCAAAGAGUAGAGUAUUUGUGUUAUUGGUGUAUUUUAGUAAAGUCUGUUUUCUCAAGCUGCUGAAAACCCGUCCGUACAUUUGGGACUUUGUUACAGAAAACCAUACUAAAUUAGGAAGAUUGGCAUAAUCAAACUUGAGAACUGAAAAUAAUAUGCAAUUGGUUGAGAAACUAGGGGCUUAUAAGCCUCGAACUACAACCAAGUUUUUUAUUUUGUUUUACUACGUAUCUCCUCAACAUUCAGAAGUUUUGUUACUAAAUAUGUUCUUAAUGGUUGUGCUGCAUCCGCAAUAAUUUAAAUUUCUACAUUCACUGUCAUAAAAUUUGGUCAUGUUUUGCAAGGCUCAAACAGUGUUAUGACUGAGUAUGGUUGAUUUUUUCAGUUUCAUUAUCUAGUAAUAUUUUUUUUAGAGCACAAUACAU